Molecule: messenger RNA, 1338 nt
Organism: Ostrea edulis (European flat oyster)
Lineage: Eukaryota; Metazoa; Mollusca; Bivalvia; Ostreida; Ostreidae
Product: survival motor neuron protein 1-like
Exons: 8
Coding region: 115-954 (279 amino acids)
Biological process (GO): mRNA processing
Cellular component (GO): cytoplasm; nucleus
Molecular function (GO): RNA binding
Source: RefSeq, a predicted model, not a curated record
UCAACAAGAGAGUUCCACGAUUGCCUUAAUGAAAUCUAAACUUUGAUUGGGUCUUAUGAUUUAAAUAACCAAUGAGACAAUCUGUUUUGUCUUGGCUUUGGUAUUGUGUCAAAUAUGGCUGCGGAAGGCACAUUGCUGUUUCAACGAGGACAGCAAGGGAGUGACAGUGAAAAUGAUCUGUGGGAUGACACAGCACUAAUCAAAGCAUAUGACAAUGCUAUCAGUUUAGUUAAGGCUCAUAUAAAGAAGGAGAAUGGUUUGACAGAUGAAGAAAAACCAGGAACAACAGAUAAAAAACGCAAAAGUGGGAAAAGGAAAAAGAGACAUAGAAAAAAGAAACAGUGGAGACCAGGAGAUCAGUGCAGAGCCACGUUUUCAGAAGACGGUUUGGUGUAUGAUGCUGAGAUUCUCUCGGUGGAUCAGCAGACGGGUACAUGUGUUGUGAGAUAUAGAGGUUAUGGCAAUGAAGAGGAGCAGAUACUGGACAACUUAAAACCUGCUCCUGGGCGACGACCACGGCAACAAAGAUUGUCAGAUAUGGAGGGAGGAAGCAUGGCAGACAGCAUGGAUUGGUGUGGACAAAGAUCAGAUAGUUCUAGCAAAGCUCCAGGCACCUCACAUCAAACCCACACAUCCACUCACAGAUCAGGAUUUCCAUGGCCAAGCAUGCCCCCCAUGCCAAAUUUUUCUUUUCCACCACAGUUUCCAUUCCCUGGGAUGCCAUCGUUUUCAAAUUUCACAAAACCACUGCCACAACAAAGUAAUAUUCCCUUUAUGCCCCCGCCCCCUCCCCCCGUUGACGAUGAUGUGAUGGAUGGAGAUAAUGAGGCCAUGUGUUCGAUGUUGAUGGCGUGGUACAUGAGUGGGUACCACACAGGCUACUAUCAGGGAAUGAAACAGGCGAGACAGCAUUACCAUGGAGGCACAUCUCCACAUCCGGACUCACUUAGAUAGUGCCUCCUGACAUCCAGAUCCACUCAGAUAGUGCUUCCACACAUCCGGACUCAUAUAGUUUCUCUAUCCAUAGGAUCUCCAUUCUUAUGAUAAACUAGAUAUAAAAAUUCAAUAUUGCAAAUUGUGUGGAAAUAAUGUUAGGUCUGGAUGUCUAGGUUUAUGCAUGUAAAUAGUAUUCAUCACUUUCACAUGCUUAAUUUAUAUCAAUGAGACAAGACUGUAUCAUAAAUUAUAAGAAUUCUGAGUGGAUAGGUUUACAUUUCCAAAUCUGAAAACAGUGUUAUAAUGGUCAGCAACUCUUGUGUACCAUUUUAAAACCUCUUACACAGUCCUAUUUGUGGGAGAACCAUGUGUUGCAAUUUCUCAAUAAAGUUUUUUAAUGUU